AUGGAGGAUGCUGACAGCAACCACCUAGGGUUGAACAUAAACAGCAUCAAAUCGAUCUCUCAGGUCCCGUUGAGAAGCUACGGAGUUGAGCUUUUAAGUGGAACUAACGUGAAGGUCAUUGUCGAAUAUGAUGGAAAUUUAAAAAGGAUGAAUAUAUUUGUUUCUAUGAGCAAUGGAACUGAAGUUAACACAAAAAAUCCAACACUUUCGGUGGAUAUCGACCUUACAAAGCAUCUUCCUGAGGAUGCCUAUGUGGGAUUCUCUGCUUCAACAGGGAGCCAAGUUGAACUUAACUGUGUUAAAGUCUUGGAGUUUCAAUUCUACAAAUGCUACUUAGUAUGGAAACGGGAAGAAAACAAAAAGAAACGUCCGGAUCCAUAUAUAAUACACAGACUUGAAAGCAGUACAGCAUCAAAAUUUUGGGAUUUGCCAGAGUCAAAAUUUUGGUUACCAAGAACAGAAUGA
This is a messenger RNA of Papaver somniferum (opium poppy), 465 nucleotides long. RefSeq names its product probable L-type lectin-domain containing receptor kinase S.5. The coding region runs from base 1 to 465 and encodes 154 amino acids. NCBI's taxonomy places the organism in Eukaryota, Viridiplantae, Streptophyta, Magnoliopsida, Ranunculales, Papaveraceae. Gene Ontology annotation, molecular function: carbohydrate binding. The record is from RefSeq and is a predicted model, not a curated record. The transcript has 2 exons.